This is a messenger RNA of Triticum dicoccoides, 2284 nucleotides long. RefSeq names its product APETALA2-like protein 1. Gene Ontology annotation, molecular function: DNA-binding transcription factor activity; DNA binding. The record is from RefSeq and is a predicted model, not a curated record. Bases 470 to 1963 code for a protein of 497 amino acids. The transcript is spliced from 8 exons. Lineage: Eukaryota; Viridiplantae; Streptophyta; Magnoliopsida; Poales; Poaceae. Gene Ontology annotation, biological process: regulation of DNA-templated transcription.
CCACCCUCUCCACACACCCUCUCUACUCCGCCCUUUCGUCCCCGUCUCCGGCCGUUUCCCACCGCCGCUCGCCGGAGCUAGCCAAGCUUUUGUUGCAUAUAUCCUUUACUCCAAAAGUUUCCACGUUUCUGACACCGUCGGCCGGAUUGGCCGUCGAUGUAAAAGUGUUCUUCUUGAAUCGUGAGGUUAGAUAGCGGCCGUAGGAAUAGGAUCGUCUUGCCAUCUCCGGCGGCGUGUAGGAUGCCCAUCGAAGAUUGGGACUGAGGCGUCGGCGGCGGAUAAAUGUACCGCAAAAACGCGUCGGCACUAACCUGCUUCUACCUGUACCUCCUCUGGUUCUUCUUCCUGAAAAAGUAGCAGAGCAAGCGAUCGAUCGAGCCAGCGACUCGUGAUUGAGAUUGUUUGAGUUUGAUACAUCUAUAGGUGUUCUCGUUGAUUGAUUGGAAGUUGGAGAGAAGUGAUCUCGGCGAUGGAGCUGGAUCUGAACGUGGAGGAGAAGCCGGCGGCGGUGGCGCGGAGCGACUCCGGGACGUCGGAGUCGUCGGUGCUGAACGCGGAGGCGUCCUGCGGCGGGGGCGCCGCGCCGGCCGAGGAGGCCUCCAGCUCGACGCGCCAGCCGGCGCCGGCGCCGCGGGCGGUGCUCGAGUUCAGCAUCCUGAGGAGCUCGGCGUCCGCCGAGGGCGAGAACGACGUCGGCGCCGACGACGACGAGGAGGAGGCCACUCCCUCGCCUCUACCUCCGCCGCCGCGGCACUACCACCAGCACCUGCUGCAGCCGCAACAACUCGUCACCCAAGAGCUGUUCCCCGCCGCGGCCACCGCCGGCGGUCCGCCGCCGAUGUCCGUGCCGCAGCAUUGGGCCGAGCUCGGCUUCUUCCGCCCCGCGGCGCCGCCUCCGGACAUGAGGAUCCUGCAGAUGCAGCAGCAGCAGCUGCAGGUGCACGCGCAGCCCCCGCCGCCGCCGGCGGCCCAGCCGCCGGUGGCCAAGAAGAGCCGCCGCGGCCCGCGCUCCCGCAGCUCGCAGUACCGCGGCGUGACCUUCUACCGCCGCACCGGCCGCUGGGAAUCCCAUAUCUGGGAUUGCGGCAAGCAGGUGUACUUGGGUGGAUUUGACACUGCACAUGCUGCUGCAAGGGCGUACGAUCGAGCGGCGAUCAAGUUCCGUGGCGUCGACGCCGACAUAAACUUCAACCUCAGCGACUACGAGGACGACAUGAAGCAGAUGAAGGGCCUGUCCAAGGAGGAGUUCGUGCACGUGCUGCGGCGGCAGAGCACCGGCUUCUCGCGGGGCAGCUCCAAGUACAGAGGCGUCACCCUGCACAAGUGCGGCCGGUGGGAGGCGCGCAUGGGCCAGUUCCUCGGCAAGAAGGCUUACGACAAGGCGGCGAUCAAAUGCAACGGUAGGGAGGCCGUGACGAACUUCGAGCCGAGCACCUAUGAUGCGGAGCUGCUCAGUGAGGUUGCUGCUGAAGGCGCAGAUGUCGACCUCAACUUGAGCAUAUCUCAACCAACUUCACAAAGUCCCAAAAGGGAUAAGAGCAGCCUUGGCCUGCAACUCCACCAUGGAUCAUAUGAAGGCUCUGAACUAAAGAGACCAAAGGUCGAUGCGCCCCCUGAGAUGGUCGCAAUCCCUCAUCGAUACCCCCUUCUGACCGAGCAUCCACCAAUCUGGCAUGGCCAAUCAUAUCCCAUCUUUUUAAAUAAUGAGGAUGCAGCCAGAGAUCAUAGCAGGAGGCCAGAGGUGGCCACAGGGGGUGUUCCAACCUGGGCAUGGAGGGUGAGCCACCCUCCUCCAACACAACCCAUGCCACUCUUCUCGUCGUCAUCGUCCGCUGCAGCAUCAUCAGGAUUCUCCAAAACCGCCGCGGCAGCUGCCCCCGGCGCCCCAUCGGCCUCAUUCCGGUUCGACCCGAUGGCGCCAUCAUCAUCGUCAAGCAACCAACACCACCACCACCCCCGCUGAAAAAGAAGCCAUACUGUAAAUUUUCUGGGAAGCCAGUAUCUUUUUGCCCCUCCGGCGUUUCAGCGUUUUCGGUCUUGCGCCGGGGCGGUUUCAGGUAGUGGAUUGGAUUCAUGACUGUAUUUCCCAUGCUGCCCAAAGUGAAAUGUCACUUCUUUUAUGCGCUCUCUGCAGCAUUGGUCCCAUAAUUCUUGAUGUCAGAUACUAACGUCAGCUCAUCUCACCAUCUGAGAUGGAUUUAUACCAUUGUUGUAGACAAACUUGUCACUGAAAUUCAGCAGUACCGAUACCAUAAGAUAAGAGGAACCUUUACUUUGGGAAUUA